Exophiala oligosperma is the source of this 783-nucleotide messenger RNA. RefSeq lists its product as uncharacterized. The record is from RefSeq and is a predicted model, not a curated record. NCBI's taxonomy places the organism in Eukaryota, Fungi, Ascomycota, Eurotiomycetes, Chaetothyriales, Herpotrichiellaceae. Bases 57 to 551 code for a protein of 164 amino acids. The transcript has a single exon.
GUGAGCAUUCGCAGAAAUCCCAACGUCGACCGUGACCUCGAAAAAGCAACUACAAAAUGGCUCCAGUAAUGUCAGACCGCGAACAAAUCCAGAAUGUCGUCUCGCUGUACUGUCGAUGUCAGGAUACAAGAGACUGGGAUCGCAUGAGACUGGUCUUUACGCCAGACGCAAUCUGCGACUACCCCAGCCCUCCUCUGGCGAGGUUCGAGAAUCUCAAGGACCUAGGAGAACAAAUGGGGGCUUUGCUCAAGGAUUUGAAAACGCUGCACAACAUCACGACCCACUAUAUCGAGUUCACCAGCGACACCACCGCCCGCUCUGAGGCAUACACAGUCGCUUACCACUGGGGAACCGGCGACAGGGAGGGCCAGUGCUGUGUCGCCACGGCCAUUGCCACUGACGAAUUUGUCAAAGGCGUCUUCGACGGCAAGGAGUGUUGGAGGAUCAAGUUUCGCAAAUUCGUCAUCCCUGCUCCACCGGUGGGAGAUGUCGGUCUGCUUUUCCCGACAGGAAACACUACCAUGCCGAAGGAAUAUAUGAUAUCUCAGUAGAGAUCACGCUUGAUCGGAAGCGCAGUGAACGUGGACAUUAGGCUGGCGGGGAAAUAGAGCUUCAGAUCUUCAAAGGUGCAUCUACAAUUGUCAAUCUCUGGUUGCACAAAUUAUUGAGACGCAAGAACCAGGUGGAGAAUUCAUCAGCUGGUAGACGUAUCAUACACUCAACAGAGUACUUGAUCCUGGUGAUCUAUUCCAUAGGUUGGCCUAAAGAUAUGUUUAAUCUCCG